AUGAAAAUUUCUACUUUAAGUACAUUAGCGGUUUUACUGGGUAUUGCCAGGGGUGAUGAUGACUUCUUUAGAUUGAAUUUCGGUAUUCAUAGAGGCUCAAAUAAGUUUGAUAUGUCACCUAAUGCCAAACCGAAAUUCGUUAAGCGGAAUGGUUUCCUCAUGGAAAUGACCAAUGAACAAACUUUUUAUUUAACCGAAUUGGAAAUGGGAUCGAAUGGUGAUAAGGUCGGAGUGCUAGUUGAUACUGGAUCGUCAGAUUUGUGGGUUAUGAGUCACGAUGUUGCAUGUUUUGAUGUUUCUGGUAGUAGUUCAAGUAAGAGAAGUUUAUAUCAAAGUGGAUUAUCUGAAACUAUAGGAGGUAUCAGUGUUAGAGACUUGGAAGAAAGAGAAUUGGGUAUUCACGUUGGUAAUAUUAAAGUUGAUUCAUUAAACGAAACUCCAAUGCCAUCUAAAACAAAUGUCAAGGGUAAAGACUUUUCAGGUGAGAUUUUAAGUGCUUUAGGUAUUUCGGCUUCUGAUGCUCCAGUAAUUAAUCCUGACAGUGGUAGUGGUUCAGAUUUCGGUGAUAGUGCCAAUACCUGUACUUCUUACGGGUCUUUCGCUACUGCUAACUCAGACAGUUUCCAAACUAAUUCCUCAGCUUCUAGUUUCCAAAUUCAAUAUGCUGAUGGUACUGAAGCCGAUGGAUUUUGGGCACACGAUGACGUCAAAAUUGGUAACACAACUGUUAAUAGUUUAAGUUUUGCUGUUGUCAAUGAAACUUCUUCCAACGUCGGUGUUUUGGGUAUUGGAUUACCAGGAUUGGAAACCACUUAUUCUUCUGACACCGGAGGUCGUCGUUACCAAUAUGAAAAUUUACCUAUCAAAUUACGUAACCAAGGAGUUAUUCAAAAAGCUGCUUAUAGUUUGUACUUGGGUGAUACCAAUUCUGAAACCGGUACUAUAUUAUUUGGAGCUGUUGAUCACGCCAAAUAUUCAGGAGAUUUAGUUUCUUUGCCUGUUGUUAAUUCAUUAGAGAGUUGGGGUUAUGAAGAUCCUAUUCGUUUAGAAAUCAAUGUCAAUGAUAUCAAAUUAAAUACAUCUGGAUCAUCAACUGAAAGCGUUACAUCUAAUGGAUAUGCUGCUUUAUUAGAUACUGGUUCAACUUUAUCAUAUUUCCCUCAAUCAUUAUUGAUCAAACUUGGGUCCAUGUUAGAUUUAGAUUAUUCUAGUUCCCUUGGUGCUUAUAUCAUUGAUUGUAAUGUCAAAGAUGAUAUUGCAUUAACUUUCGAUUUCAGUGGAGUUUCUAUCAGCGUUCCAUUGAAAGAUUAUGUUUUAUCAGCUUCAAGAUCAACUUGUUAUUUCGGUAUCUUACCUCAAGAUUCCAGUAGUGAUUAUAUCUUAUUAGGAGAUAACUUUUUAAGAAAUGCUUAUGUGGUUUACGAUUUAGAUGACUACACUAUUUCAUUAGCUCAAGUCAAACAUACUGACGACGAAGAUAUUGAACAAAUCAGAUCUUCCAUUCCUGGUGCUAAAACAGCUUCUGGUGCUGCUACCAGUGCAUUCACUGGAGGUUCUGAAUCUACUGCUACUUCAGGAAUUUCUGUUGGUGGUGGAUCAUCAUCCUCAAGUUCUUCAGGAUCAUCAUCAGGUUCUUCAGGAGACUCUGAUGCUGAAUCCGGAGCUUCAUUUAUUUCAAUCUCUCCAAAAAUUUUGUUUAUGACUUUUGGUUUACUUAUGGUUUCAAUGAUCUCAUUAUAA
Molecule: messenger RNA, 1740 nt
Organism: Yamadazyma jaroonii
Lineage: Eukaryota; Fungi; Ascomycota; Pichiomycetes; Serinales; Debaryomycetaceae
Source: the annotation of a GenBank genome assembly